Messenger RNA from Austrofundulus limnaeus, 2416 nucleotides. It is a transcript of the gene cnih3, whose product is annotated as cornichon family AMPA receptor auxiliary protein 3. The record is from RefSeq and is a predicted model, not a curated record. Gene Ontology annotation, biological process: vesicle-mediated transport. Bases 312 to 836 code for a protein of 174 amino acids. The transcript is spliced from 7 exons. Lineage: Eukaryota; Metazoa; Chordata; Actinopteri; Cyprinodontiformes; Rivulidae.
CAGUCUGUCUAUCUGUCAGAGGGAGCAGCCAGACCUCCUCACAUCAAGUGGUCACGGCUCGGUGUCGGUUCCGGUGGGUCUCGCUCUUCCAGGUGCCGCUGAACGGAACACCUUCCGCGGAUGCUUUUUUGCGCAGAAACCCCCUUCAUCAGCACCCAGACCUCCUCCUCCUCCUCCUCCAUCAGAGCCGCAGCUGGUUCAUCAGAGCGGGUCUCCAGGAGCUCUGUGAAGAGGGGAUGAUGCCAGAACCGCCUCGGCUCUCCAUCUCCCCUCCGUCCCAGCUCCCGUGUCUUUUCCUUGUUUGGUUUUAGAUGUUUGUCAGGGGGAUCGUUAGGAUUUUCUCUGAAAUUAUGUUCACAUUUGCUGCCUUCUGCUACAUGCUGUCUCUGGUCCUCUGUGUCUCCCUCAUCUUCUUUGCAAUAUGGCACAUAACAGCCUUUGAUGAGCUCCAGGCUGACUUCAAGGUGCCAAUCGAUCAGGGCAAUCCACUCCAUGCGAGGGAGAGACUGCGAAACAUUGAGAGAAUCUGCAACCUGCUAAGGAAGUUGGUGCUGCCAGAGUACUCCAUCCAUGGUCUGUUCUGCAUAAUGUUCCUGUGUGCCCAGGAGUGGCUCACUGUGGGCCUUAACAUCCCCUUGCUUUUCUACAACACUUGGAGCAGGUACUUCCAUUCCCCAACGGAUACUAAGGAGCUGCUCUACGACCCAGCGUCCGUGAUGAAUGGUGACACGCUCAAAUUCUGCCAGAAGGAGGCCUGGUGCAAGCUGUUCUUCUUUGUCUUGUCCUUCUUCUACUAUCUCUACUGUGUAUGGACCCUGGAAAUAUCCCUCUAUUAGGUCUUUUCAGUGGAAACUCUUGAAGGACAAGCUGGAGGGACUAUGUUUUACAGCUGACCUGGGAACACCUUGGGAUUCCCCUGUAUGAGCUGGUCCAAAUGACUGGAGAGAGGGAAGUCUGGGUCUCUCUGCUUAGGCUGGUGCCACCCGACCCGAUCUCACAUAAGCAGAAGAAAACAGUCAAACAAAUGGACCAAAGAAAAUGAUGCACAUUAAAAUUUCUCCUAAAUGUAUCAAAGUCUUCUUGUUGAGAAUGUGUUUUGUCUGUUGUUUUGUUCAUGUCGCCCUUGUGUGUCUUCUCAGUGUAAUUACCACUCAUCAUUCCUCAGUCUGUUUUCUAGGUCACUCAUUGUAUUAUGCUCACCUGUUGUUUGUUUUGUAAUCAGUCUUCUCUUCAGCUGUCGCUCAUUUCUCAUGUCUUCUGUUAGUAUACAGUAUAUUCUGGUUCAGUUCUUCAUCUCAUCGCUGGUUCAUUGUUUGGUUCCCCUACCAUACUGUCUGAUGUGUUCUGUGGUCUCCUUGAGUUUGUAUUUGUUUGCUGCCUCGACAGCUUUUGAUUUAAUUUUGUCAAAUAAAUCUUUUAUUUUCUAAAACUUAACUCUUCGCCUGGAACUGGGUUCGCUCCUUCACCACUUCAUCACACUUCUUUGCAGAAUAUUAGGUAACUGAUGACUUACUACUUUAUUUCUUUCCUUGAUGAGAUGAUGAUUUUUAUUCAGUAUAUAGUAACAUUACGAAAUAGCUGCCAGUGUUUACUGUUUACAGAAUACGUUAAAAGACAGAGCAACCUCACAGAAUUAGGAAUGCAUAACAUAAAUGUUUGAAAAAUGUAAAAUGUAGUGUUCUUCCCUUUUUCGUUCCAAAUUCGAAUUAAAAAAUUUCCAUUUUGACAAAAAUUGGUAAAAUUAUUCAAAGCCCUGGGGCCCUGCCACUGCAAAGCUUUUUAACUACCUCUGUGACCUCUAUUCCAGCUAUAGACCAACCAAGCCCCAAGUCCCCAGACUCUGCUUCCUCCAUGGAAGACAUGUUGGUGGGAUUGAGAAGUUCUGAAACUUUCCUUCCACUGUCCAAUGAUAUCAUUGCUCAAGGUCAACAGUAUCCACUUUCCACUCCAGUGUUGGCAAAGCACUGAUUCCUCUUCUUGUGCUGCCUGAUGGUUUGCCAAAACCUUAUCUGAGAUCCAAUUGAGAAUUAUUAUCCAAGGCUUCACCUACUCCUCCCACAUUUGAGCUUUAGCCUCAGCAACAGCCCACUUAGCCCACCAAUAUGUAGCUGAUACCUGCAGAGUCCUACAAGCCAACAAGGCCAGAUAGGUCUGCUUCUUCUACUUAAUAUUGACCCUCACCACCAUAUUCGAGUUUGGACAUUACAAGAGGCACCAACAGUCUUGAAGCUACAGCUCAAAAUAGUCACAUUGAUAAAUGAGAAAGAGAACAUGACCCACACAAUUUGAAAACAUGGUUCUGGCACAAGACACCUGUGUGAUGAAUUUAACAAAUAAAUGUGGAGUGCUAUUAAAUUAUUGACACCACUUUAAAUACUUAGUUUAAUGAAAAAAAGAAACAAAAGCCUUAUUCUAU